AUGCCUGAUGAGGGCGAUCUUGCUCAGACGAAAAUAGACGUUCGGCUUGAUAUUCAGCCCAUUUCCUUAUCAGGAAAUUUUUAUUUCACCGGAAGAAAAUAUCUGAGAUCCAAGCGAGCACCGGAGCUAUACUGUGGCUAUAAUAACAAAAAUGAUCUCAUAUUAUCUAUCUCACUUAUUACAAGUGAUAAAUUACAAAAUUUACUUGCAAAAGUCAAUAUUCCUUUGAAAUGGUUCCCUGAAAAUCUUGUUGUUCGUGAUUAUUUUGAAAUGGAAAUAGCACCGACCCAAAAGUAUCAUCCAAUAGUUUUCAUCGAAAUUCAUCUCAACGAAAAUAAAGCGAAAGAAUUCAAUGCACCACUUGGUUUCACCUCAAAACUUCCAGGAGAAUCACUUAAGGAUUACCAAAAAUUCGAUAUCUCAAUAUUUGACGAAAGACAUAUGUCUGACAUUUUAAGUGAUGAAGAGGAAGAGAAAGUUUAUGAUUCAGCACCAAGAAAAUCGAAUGUAAAGCCCAAUAAUAGCCAGGAAAUCAAAGAUCCUUUCGCAGAUACAACUGGUGAAAAAGCAUCUAUCAUCGAAACAAUUAUUGGCAAUGAUAUGGAGUCAGUUAAAGCAUAUUCCAUCGAUGACCUCAGCGCUAUUCAGGAGAAAUCCGAGAAUACAAAUGAUAACCAAGCUGAGAUCAAAGUUUCAGGAAGUGCACCUGUUAUCAUUUAUGCAGCACAAAAGAAGGAACCUUCCCUCGAAAAUACAAUUAUUUCUGAUGAAAAUUCUAAUUCUCCAUUGACCACUACAGCAGAAACAGUUGUCACUGCCAGCAAAAUGACAGAGCUUCCAACAUCAAUCUCAAAUGAUAAGCUUUAUGAAGCAGAUGAUGACAGUUACUCAGAAUCUCUUUCUGAAUCAAAAGCAUUCGCUACAUUACCAGUCGUUCACAAUAACACAUUUAAGACAGAUACACCUAUCAGACGUCGCACCGCUGGAACUCCAAGACAAAGAACACAUUCAAAUGCCAGCCUCCAACUUUUGAAUUAUAUCCAACAGGCCAGCAGCAAAGAACGCCGCAGAUCUGAGGCUUCCACCAAACCGCUCCCAUUCAACAAUAUCUUGGCUGAAAAGGAAUUUGAAAUCGAUGAUGGAGAAGAUAGAUCACAAGAUAUCCUUGGAACACCACCACCAGUAUCAUUACCACAGUUCUUUGAGGGUAGACCACAUCUUCAUCCAAGUAGAUCCCUUAGUUGGUUUGCUCCUAUCAGAAAAUCAACAUCUAACGCACCAACACCAGGACCAAUUCCAGAUCCAGUCCCAGCAUCGCCUCUUAACAAUUUUAGCCCUCUUUUGGCACAACUCAGCGGCAAUUUUGAGGAAGAUGAAGAUUCAUAUACUUCCUCUUCAGCUGUACAAUCUUUGGAAGAUUCUCCAAUUAUUGCACAGUCACCAUGGGAACCACAGAAUGUUCCACAGGAAGAAAUGGUCAACCAAUUAGAAAAUAUAACAAUUCCUACAGAAAACGUAAUGAGAUCAAUCCCAAGUCGCCAGAACAGAUCUCCACAGCAAAAUUCAAAAGUAAUUCCUUCAUUAUCUUCCCAUUCACCACCAGGAAAUAAUAAGAGACCUCCAAUCGAAAUGAGAAGGCAUCAACCACCACCAAGUUACUACCCACAGCAAGAUCAGAUCCAAUCAAGCUAUAUACCACCUCGACCACUCCAAAUUCCAUUGUAUAUGCCAGCUCAGAAAUAA
Trichomonas vaginalis G3 is the source of this 1743-nucleotide messenger RNA. RefSeq lists its product as uncharacterized. The record is from RefSeq and is a predicted model, not a curated record. The coding region runs from base 1 to 1743 and encodes 580 amino acids. The transcript has a single exon. Lineage: Eukaryota; Parabasalia; Trichomonadida; Trichomonadidae.